AUGGUUUCUACACUGGAGAACACGUUAGCCAUCAAGCAGAGGAAGAUGCAAGAUUUAUCCAAGAAUAGAUUAACUGAGGUUCCUACGGAAUUGUGCCAUUUUGUGUCACUGGAAACACUAAAUCUAUACCACAAUUGUAUCAAAAUUAUACCGGAUGCCAUAGUAAACUUGCAAAUGCUAACUUACUUAAAUUUGAGUCGAAAUCAGCUUUCUUCUUUGCCAGCUUGCCUGUGUGGUCUUCCUCUAAAAGUCUUAAUUGCCAGUAACAAUAAGCUAGGUUCCCUUCCAGAAGAGAUAGGUCAGCUAAAACAGUUAAUGGAACUGGAUGUCAGCUGUAAUGAAAUCACAGCAUUGCCACAGCAGAUAGGCCAGCUGAAAUCUUUAAAAGAACUGAAUGUCAGAAGAAAUUACCUCGAAGUUUUACCCCAAGAACUAGUGCAGCUUCCCUUGGUAAAGUUCGACUUUUCCUGCAAUAAAGUGCUUGUGAUUCCAAUUUGUUUUAGAAAGAUGGUGCAGUUACAAGUAUUGCUGCUUGAGAAUAAUCCUUUGCAGUCUCCACCAGCACAAAUUUGUACGAAGGGUAAGGUGCAUAUAUUCAAAUAUCUGACUGUACAGGCCUGUCAGAUUAAAACAGCAGACUCAUUGUAUCUUAAUGCCAUAGAACAACAGCAUUUGCCACAGCCCGUGGAAGAGAGCAUUGACGACAUCUACCCAAGUAAAAAGGACUCAGAUUCAGGUGUCGGUAGUGAUAAUGGAGAUAAACGUUUGUCAGCAACAGAGCCAUCGGAUGAAGAUACCGUCAGCUUCAAUGUUCCGAUGUCAGACAUCGUAGAAGAAGAUCAGGUUUUAAAAGAAGAUUCAGGUCACCAUGCUAACUCAAGAAAAGUGGAAUUCCAUCAGGGAUCUUCUCACUUGAUCGUCAAUGAUAAGUCAAGAGAAACAGGAAACCAGUUUGAUGAAUCGGAUACUCUUACUACUGAAUUUAUGAGUUACAUUAAGAGCAGAGCAGCCGAGUGUGAUGAAUUACUGAGAAUAGAAGAGGACACACAAUGGCAAACAGACGAAAUCGGUCAAAUGCAGAUGGAGAUGUCUUCCCUUGGUCAGAGGGAAAAUGCUGAAGAGGAACUAGAAUUUCAGAGGAGGAGGGACUUGAUUAUGGAGAAGGCAAAGCCUGAAGUGGGAGCUUGUGAACAGGGUGAAAAAUGGUCGUUGAGUCAGAAUGAUAUAAUUGUUUGGAAUACAAGUGGGCAAACCUCUCACAAUGAGAACAAGGAUAAAAGUCCAACAAUGUCCCCUACUACAAACACCACAAUCCCCUUCGGACUGAAGCCACGAUCAGUGUUCUUAAGACCACAAAGAAAUUUGGAGUCAAUAGACCCACAAUUUACAAUUCGAAGGAAAAUGGAGCAGAUGAGAGAAGAGAGAGAGCUUGUGGAACAGCUACGUGAGAACAUUGAAACAAGACUAAAGAUUUGUUUGCCUGAGGACUUGGGGUCUGCUCUGAUGGAUGGUGUAGUUCUCUGCCAUUUAGUAAAUCACGUUCGUCCUCGGUCUGUAGGAAGUAUUCAUGUACCUUCACCAGCAGUACCUAAGCUUAGCAUGGCCAAAUGCAGGAGAAAUGUGGAAAACUUUCUGGAUGCAUGUAGAAAACUGGGAAUACCAGAGGCUGACCUCUGCUCUCCGUAUGACAUCCUGCAGUCGGAUAUUCGUCACAUUCGAAAGACUGUUGACACUCUGCUCGCCCUCGGGGAGAAAACCCCACAAUCAACUUCUACCUUUCGCUCCUGGGAUCUAAUAGGCUUUUGUCUUUUCCACAUACUUUUUAUAGUCUUGAUGUAUAUAACUUAUCACUGGAAUGUGCUAACAGCAUAA
Messenger RNA from Phaethon lepturus (White-tailed tropicbird), 1872 nucleotides. It is a transcript of the gene LRCH1, whose product is annotated as leucine-rich repeats and calponin homology (CH) domain containing 1. Lineage: Eukaryota; Metazoa; Chordata; Aves; Phaethontiformes; Phaethontidae. Bases 1 to 1872 code for a protein of 623 amino acids. Gene Ontology annotation, molecular function: protein binding. The transcript is spliced from 18 exons. The record is from RefSeq and is a predicted model, not a curated record.